UCUUUGACAGCAGAAUACUUCUUUGAACGCUAUGCAGAGGAAAACAAAGACGCGUGAAUAUUUGUAUUUUGGCGGCAGUAGUGUGUUGUUUGCGCAUCGUGUACGGUUUGUUGUCGUCGAAGACUAGCAAAAUGGCUGGUGUUUUUGGCAUUCACGUGGGGAAUUCUUCGGCCUGCUUGGCGUAUUGUAAGGAUGGGAAAGUUGAUAUUAUAGCCGACGACAGUGGCAACAGAAUAAUGCCUGCAAUAGUCGCGUUUGUAGACGGUGAAGAGACUGUUGGACUCCCAGCGAAGGCAGCUCUUGUUAGAAAUGCCACAUGUACAAUCGUUCGCAAUAAGAAACUCUUAAAUGACAGUAUUCCUGACGACGAACUUGAGCAUCAUAUCAAGUCAGUGAAAUGUAAAAUAGUGACUGAAGGAGGCCUGAAAUAUGAAAUCCGAGAUGAAGACAAGGUUGCUGUGUAUACCCCAGAAGGAGCCAUGACGUGCAUUUACAAAAAGCUGUUUGGCUUUGCUUCCACAUGUGUACCUCCAGAUACAGAUCUGCGCACAGUCCUGUGUGUCCCCUUAAAUUUUUCGAAGUGUAGUCGUCGGGCACUGGCACAUGCAGCGGAAGAUGCAGGAUUCGAUGUUCUGCAAGUAAUUAGUGAACCUAUAGCAGCCUUGCUUGCUCAAGGCUAUGGUGUUGAGUCCCCAGAUGAGAGAGGGAUGUGCCUCGUUUAUCGCCUGGGGGGAGCUACAAUGGAUGUUACAGUUGUAUUGUGCUGUGCAGGAAUGUACACAGUGAAAGGCCAUGUGUAUAAAGCAAACUUCGGAGGGGACAAGUUCACAGAAAUACUUGCCAACUUCCUCGCCGAAGUAUUUCACCAGAAAUGGAAGUUGGAUCCAAAUGAUAGUCGGCGUGCUAUGGCUAAAUUGUACAAUGCUGCAGAGCAGUGCAAACACAUUUUGUCCACAAUGAGUACAGCUCAUUGUUUUAUUGAGUCUUUGUGUGAAGGAACAGACUUUAGCUACAAUGUUACAAGAGCACGAUUUGAAAAUUUGAUUAGUGCAGCUGUGAAAAUGUGCACUGCCCCCAUAGAAGAAGCACUGAGCCAAGCAGGUAUCGAUUGCAGAGACAUAAACAAGGUGCUCCUGUGCGGUGGAUCUGCGAAAAUCCCGAUAAUUCAGCAAUCUGUCUCAGAAAUGUUUCCCAAUUCAGAGUUAUUAUGUAGUGUAAAUCCUGAUGAACUGAUUGCCCUGGGUGCUGCGAAGCAUGGUAGUUAUCUGAAAGAACCAUUUGACCCAGGUUGUGAUCAUUUAUCAUAUGAUAUCCCAGUUGUAACAAAAUCAAUUUUUAUGAAGACAGCAGCAGUGAUCCACUACAAUUCCAAACUAAUGGUGAUGGUAUGCUGUCUUAUAUUUAAUGAGGCAAACGAUGAUAAAGUGUUGGUUAUACCAGCACAGACACCUGUUCCGGUCAAGGUCACAAAGAGUCUUCCAUUGACACUCUCAGGAGAGAGUAUAGUAGUUCAGGUUCUUGAAGCUGAUGAUGAUGAUGAUGAUGAUGAUGAUGAGGAUACAGACAAAGAACAGGGAGCUGUAGUUUUGGGAAAUCUGACGCUUGAUGAUGUGUCGGCUUCCAGCAGUUUAACUGCUGAAAUAAAUGUAAACAGUAUUGGAAGUUUGCAUGCAAGCAUAACUGAUACUGCAACACAGAAGAAAUCUUCCUUUCGACGAGGUCCUCCGGCAUCAGAUGGACAAUAAUUCAUUUGAAAAAUUAUAUGUUGAUAUUGCCUGUGAUAUUAAAAUAAAAUGUUUUCAUAUACUUA
Molecule: messenger RNA, 1810 nt
Organism: Schistocerca serialis cubense
Lineage: Eukaryota; Metazoa; Arthropoda; Insecta; Orthoptera; Acrididae
Product: heat shock 70 kDa protein 14-like
Exons: 11
Coding region: 132-1745 (537 amino acids)
Biological process (GO): protein refolding; cellular response to unfolded protein
Cellular component (GO): cytoplasm; ribosome
Molecular function (GO): ATP-dependent protein folding chaperone; ATP binding; heat shock protein binding
Source: RefSeq, a predicted model, not a curated record